Messenger RNA from Spinacia oleracea (spinach), 2044 nucleotides. RefSeq lists its product as uncharacterized. The record is from RefSeq and is a predicted model, not a curated record. NCBI's taxonomy places the organism in Eukaryota, Viridiplantae, Streptophyta, Magnoliopsida, Caryophyllales, Amaranthaceae. Gene Ontology annotation, cellular component: ribosome. Bases 16 to 1746 code for a protein of 576 amino acids. Gene Ontology annotation, biological process: translation. The transcript has 8 exons. Gene Ontology annotation, molecular function: structural constituent of ribosome; RNA binding.
UAGUAUAAUACUCAAAUGGUCCGGGUAGUCGAGACUGGAUAUCAGGGCCCAGAUUCUAACCAGCCCGUUUGCGACCCAAACACUGAAGCAUCAUCAGUUCGUCACUUACUGGCCUUCAACCCUAACCCCUCUUUCUCUCUCCUCCCCAAAAAGCUUCAACUUCAAACCCAGAAUUCUAAUGGAGUAAAACCCUUCAAACUCAAAAACCCUCAGAAAGCCACAAUGAGCAAACCACCUCUUUCAUGGCUAUCCCGCUUAAUCUCCAGCAAAGCCCUAACCCUAAAACCCCAUCACCAAACCCGCCAUUUCUCUCUCCUCCGCCCCAUUUCCGCAAUCCCCAUCAUCAAACCCCCCCACCAGACCCGCCAUUUCUGUGAUUUCUUAUCCGACGAUGCAAUGGAGAAGACACUCCAAAACCUCAAAAAGGAAGCAGAAAUAGAGAAGCACAGGGAGAGAGAAGAGAAGCGAAAGGCUGGCAUUUUCGUCGAUGAAGCAAUUGAAGAAGAGGAGGAAGAUUGGAUGGGUGUUAACCCUUUGAUUGAGAGAUUAGAGAAGGAAGAUGCUAAAACUUAUGGUAUGCAUGAUAAGAUGAAAUGGGAUCCUUCGUUUGAAGAAGCUACUGAUUCUGAUUCUGAAGAUGAUGCAUGGGAAGACCCUGAGUUUCAGGAAGAGACUAGGAAGUUUAAUUUGAUGGUUGAAAGGAAGUUUAAGCGUUACCAGGGGUUGCUUAACGGAUUCGCCAAGUCUAAAACUGUUGAUGAUGGCUUGAAAUGGAUGAAAAAGAUUGACAAGUUUGAGGAGAAGCAUUUCCGUUUCCGACUGGAGUACAAAGUAAUUGGCGAAUUGAUAAAUCGUUUUAAGAAAGCCACUGGAAAAGACAAGUUUCUGCUUGCUCAGAAGUUGAACAGGGCUAUGAGGUUAGUGGAGUGGAAGGAAACUUUUGAUCCUAAAGAUCCUGCCAAUUAUGGAAUUAUACAUAGGGAGGAAUUACCUUCAACAGAAGACCCUGAGGAUGAUGAAGAACAAGAAAAGAGAAUGAUAGAAGGUAGGGUCGAUGAUGAUGAAGAAGAAUUUGAUGACAUGAAAGAGAGAGAUGAUAUUCUUCUUGAGAAGCUUAAUGCUAUCGACAAAUUGCUAGAACAGAAACUAACAGCAUUGGAUCAUACAUUUGGAAAGAAAGGAAAACUUUUGGAAGAAGAGAUUAGAGAUCUUGCAGAAGAGAGAAAUUCGUUGACAGAGAAGAAAAGAAGACCAAUGUUCAGGAAAGGCUUUGAUGCAAAAUUGAUUGAUAUGAAUCGGACUUGCAAAGUGACAAAGGGUGGUCAAGUGAUCAAGUUCACGGCAAUUAUAGCAUGUGGGAAUUAUAAUGGUGUUGUCGGUUAUGCGAAAGCUAAAGGUCCAGCAAUACCUAUUGCUCUUCAGAAGGCGUAUGAGAAAUGCUUUCAGAAUCUUCAUUACAUUGAUAGAUAUGAAGACCAUACAAUUUCACAUGCUGUACAGACAACAUACAAGAAAACCAAGGUCUAUCUAUGGCCUGCAAAAACUGCAACAGGAAUGAAGGCAGGCAAAACUGUCCAAACGAUAUUGAACUUGGCUGGUUUUAAAAACAUCAAAUCAAAGGUUGUUGGUUCGAGGAAUCCACACAACACUGUCAAGGCUCUUUUCCAAGCAUUAAACGCGGUCGAAACUCCAAAAGAUGUUCAAGAGAAGUUUGGCCGAACUGUUGUCGAAACUUAUCUUUUAUAACUAAUGUUCCAAUAAUUUUUUCAAUCUUUGCCCUUUUUCGUCAUUUUUAUCCCUUGGAAACGGAGGGGGAAAACUUGUGGGGGUAGAUUUUGUUCACUCCCCUUGAACAUUGUAUUUUUGUAGUUUAAUUAAUAUGUAUCCCAAUAGGAAAUUCUGUUGCCUAGUAUAAUACUUUCAAUUUCCUUCUGUUUGGGUUGUAAAGGAGAAAAAAAGGUCUGGAAUAGCUUUCACUAGUUCAGCUUUGACAAGAUUUUGAAUAAGUUUCCAAAUUUGAGGAAGGGACUCACAUUUUUCGUCU